AAACUAGACAGAACAGUUUGAUAAAGGACACGAUACUGGAUGGAAUUGAGCAAUAUUGGCAUCGACAAUGCCUCGGUAAAAACGAUCAUCUUCUUCAUACAUUGAAGAAAAUGAUGACACAGAAUGUCACAAUCCAUCCUUCCGAAACCUUUGGUAGCAUCGAGGUGAAUGUUGACAACUUUACCACUCACCGAACGUUUGUGUUUGACUGUAUCGAUGUGUGUUUAAGUGAUCAACUAGGGUAAGAUGCCUACCAAUAAAAACUAUCUAUUUAAAGAUUGUGUUGCCGACAAAAGCUCUAGUGUCUCUGUAUUUUUAGAUCGGGCAUCUCUAGAAAGCGCGGUUCACGAUGCUUUGGGUCAGUUACCGUGCUCGACUCCUACAAAAGCCCUUGUCCAUAUGGUGCUUGCGUUUGGAAUCCAUUUUUUACACUGCGAAGGCCGAUGUGAAAGACUACCAGAACUCCAACACAAUCCUCUCCUUCACUUUACUAAGGCCUUGAAGCUUAAAGAUCAGCUGUUGAAUGAUAUCUUCUCUGUUCAGAGUUUACAGACAUACUUCGGGCUGCUCAUUGAAUCGAGAGAAACCCGCAGUCUCCUAUUUAACUGCAUUCAGUAUUCACAGAUAAUGCGCUUGAACAGAAGCACUUCAAUAAAUGCAUUGUGUGCUACACCAAAUGACAGGAGAAAAGUGAAGAAGGCCUUCUGGUUUUUAUACGCCAUGGAGCAGCGCUUUUGUCUUCGGACAGAGACUUUUCCUCUUCUUAAUUAUGACUUUAUCGAUCAUGAACCGCCAAAACCAGAAGGGCAUUUGGCAUCAGUUGAUUGGUUGUCAAUAUGGUGCCACCAUGCGAGUCUCUGCGCGCUCAUCCUACAGGAGUUCUAUGGCCAAAGAGCACUGCAAAGCCAAUGUUCGAGUUCCAUCUCUGCUCUCGAGGAGCAGCUGCGCAAAUGGAUGCAACGAUUGCCAUCAGAACUUCAAUUAGUAAAUGGCCAAAUGGGUGAGCUGAACAUGAUGAGACCCCAAGAGCGAAGAGUAAAGCUCCACAUUUUCUGUCUGUACUAUGAGAUUCUACUUGCAGUAUAUGCAAAGCAGACAUCCACAGAGUCUCUAGCUGUUACUGAUCUCAAUAUGUGGCCAUCAUGUGGAGAUCAGCAACAAAUUUCGGCAGUGAAAAAGCUCCUUGAGGCUAGCCAUCAAUUGACCGUGGCAGACAUACGUUUGGAUAUGUCAUUUUACCAACUGAUUCGCGUCGCUUCUUGUAAACUGGCGGUCAGUACAAUUUGCGAUGGUAGCAAUAGUAAAGAUCUUUCUUACCUUUCUAUGGCGGUUGGGUUCUUUGGACGUAUGGCUAUUGGCGAUAUCGACGGUCCCCAAGAGGAGGUUACAGAAAUUAUGAGAAUUGUACACCAGUUGGCAAAAGAUAAUCACGACAAUCAUUAGUAGCAGAAUGAAGAAUGGUGUUAUAUCGAUCAGAAAUGAACUUGAUGAAUUCUCUCUUGUCAACG
Messenger RNA from Trichoderma harzianum CBS 226.95, 1508 nucleotides. RefSeq lists its product as hypothetical. The coding region runs from base 247 to 1443 and encodes 398 amino acids. The record is from RefSeq and is a predicted model, not a curated record. The transcript is spliced from 5 exons. NCBI's taxonomy places the organism in Eukaryota, Fungi, Ascomycota, Sordariomycetes, Hypocreales, Hypocreaceae.